AUGACUGAAUUCAAAGUCAAUUGCAGUGUUUCACGGAAGGAUUUAUAUGAAGGUGAAGUUAAAUUAGAGAGAAAGACCGGAUUGCGUGAUAUAGUCCCAGAGUUUGAACUCAUUGAGGUAAGUAGUGCGCAAUCUCCAGUUGAAGUAUCCACCCAAUUAGAACAGGAUGAAUUUGAAUUUCCAUUGUUUUCCUUUGCCCAUGCAGAAGUACAAGAGUCGAAUGAAGAUGAAGCAAAUAAAGCAAAUUACGACGAGUCAGGAAAUAAGACUGAAUUACAAUUAACGAAAAUUACCCUUCGAGAAUCGCCGUGCGAGACAUUUAAGCAGGAGAGGCCACAGAGCUAUUAUUUUGCCAGGUAUAGUAAGGAAGAGUUGACAACCUUUGAAGAAAGUGCUAUAGAUUACGAUACUAUAUUCAAGGAUGCAAAAAUUGGGCCCAUUGUAGGCUGGGAAAGAUCUAGUCGCAAAACCGUUGUUGAUAUUACCCAAUGCAAUGAAGAGAUCGAAAGAGCUAUUCUUCGAGAAGAAAGGCAAAGGAGAGCGAGACCUAGUAAGAGGCAGAGAUUGGGAAAACGACUUGGAGCAGAACGUGAAAGAGAGAGGGAAGCAAAAGAUAAGCAAAUAAAGAAGCUACUCAAGAAGAAGUUUCACAAGCGCGGAGGCAAAAAGAACAAAAAAUCUACAACCUCAUCGAAAAUGGCUCGCAUAUCGCCUUUUCCGAAGUAA
Messenger RNA from Zygotorulaspora mrakii, 726 nucleotides. RefSeq lists its product as uncharacterized. The transcript is spliced from 2 exons. Bases 1 to 726 code for a protein of 241 amino acids. The record is from RefSeq and is a predicted model, not a curated record. Lineage: Eukaryota; Fungi; Ascomycota; Saccharomycetes; Saccharomycetales; Saccharomycetaceae.